Aureobasidium melanogenum CBS 110374 is the source of this 1332-nucleotide messenger RNA. Its product is annotated as putative MFS monocarboxylate transporter. Gene Ontology annotation, molecular function: transmembrane transporter activity. The record is from RefSeq and is a predicted model, not a curated record. The coding region runs from base 1 to 1332 and encodes 443 amino acids. Gene Ontology annotation, biological process: transmembrane transport. Gene Ontology annotation, cellular component: fungal-type vacuole membrane. NCBI's taxonomy places the organism in Eukaryota, Fungi, Ascomycota, Dothideomycetes, Dothideales, Saccotheciaceae. The transcript has a single exon.
AUGUCUCACGAACAGUCGACAGAGAGCACUCGGCUCCAGGAUCGACCGCAUAUUCCUGCAGACGACAGCUCAGACACUCCAAACGAGACUUUUUCUCUCCCGCCGGUCGAUGAGGGUCGCGACGCUUGGCUUUGUCUCUUCGGUUGCUUCAUCAUCGAGUCUCUGGUCUGGGGUUUUCCUGCAUCUUUUGGUAUUUUCCAAGAAUAUUAUACUUCACAUCCUCCUUUCGCCGACCACUCUUCCGGCAUCGCCGCCAUCGGAACAACAUCACUCGGCAUCAUCUAUCUCUCUGGACCUCUGAUGUUUGGUGGACUGGCAUACUGGCCACAUCUGAGAAAACAUGCGACUUAUGCUGGCUUGCUGUGUAUGACAGUCUCCUUGGUCGCCUCUUCAUUUGCAAACGCUGUUUGGCAAUUGCUUUUGACUCAAGGUGUCUUGUAUGCUAUUGGUGGUUCGCUACUGUACAGUCCCACCGUCACAUACGUCGAUGAAUGGUUUGUGCGUCGCAAAGGUCUGGCUUAUGGAGUCAUGUGGGCUGGCAGCGGGUUUGCUGGAGCAUCGAUUCCUUACCUCAUGUCCUGGGUCCUGGGACGCUGGUCCUUCCGCACAGCUCUCCGGAUGUGGUCAAUUGUGUUAGUGUUGCUUGUGCUCCCAUUCUUGCACUUCACACGACCUCGUGUUCCGGUCAAUGCAGCAUCGUCUGCUCCUCGUCCUCGCUUCAACUUCUCCUUCCUCAAAUCGAGAUUGUUCAUCAUCUACAGCUUGGGAAAUGCAGUUGAGGGCUUGGGGUAUUUCUUGCCUAGUAUCUGGCUUCCUACUUAUGCACGAUCUAUUGGCUCUUCGAACACCAUCGCUACUGCCACACUUGCAUUGCUGAAUGCUUCGGCGGUCCUCGGUUGUAUCGUGUUGGGCUUGGUCAUCGACAGAACGCACAUCACGACCGCUAUCCUCCUCUCCACAAUCGGUGCCUUGCUCUCAGUAUUCAUAUUCUGGGGCCUCGCUUCGUCAACAGGAAUGCUCCUCGCCUUCGCAAUCACAUACGGCUUCUUCGCAGGCAGUUUCAGCACUACUUGGAGCGGCAUCAUCAAAGAAGUCUUGACGUCUAAACCUGAUACGCAUCCCAGUCUGGUGUUUGGCUUUUUGGCCAUGGGAAGAGGAAUUGGCAGUAUUUGCUCAGGUCCUAUGAGUGAUGCUUUGGUGCGUAUGACGGCUUCGAGUUCAAGACCAAGCCUGGGAUAUUCUUCUGAUUAUAAUCUGUUGAUCAUCAUGACUGGUGUCACUGCUGCUGUUGGUGGUUUAAGUUGGGGUGCAAGGAGGUUUACGUGGGUUUGA